AUGUCUACUGUUAAGAGACGUGGAGUAAAUAAAAAGACUUCUUCUGGUGUGACUCACCAAGAGGAAGAUGAAAUUGAAAAGAAAUCAAUUAUUAGUCAAGUUGAUUCAGAAACUAAAUAUUUUAUUGCUUUAAUUAUUGUAACAAUUUUAGCAAUUUAUACAAGAUUUAAUAAAAUUAGUGUACCUGAUAAAGUUGUAUUUGAUGAAGUUCAUUUUGGUAAAUUUGCUUCAUAUUAUUUAGAAAGAACAUAUUUUUUUGAUUUACAUCCUCCAUUUGCAAAAAUGUUAAUUGCAUUUGUUGGUUGGUUAAUUGGUUAUAAUGGGAAAUUUAAAUUUGAUAAUAUUGGUGAUUCAUAUAUUGAAUAUAGUGUACCAUAUAUUGCUUAUAGAUCACUUUCUGCAAUUCAAGGUACUGCUAUUGUACCAAUUAAUUUUUUAACUUUAAAAAAUUUAGGAUUUUCAAUACCUGCUUGUAUAUUUGGAGCAAUUAUUGUAUGUUUUGAUAAUGCUCAAGUUGCUGAUAGUAGAUUAAUUUUAUUAGAUGCAACAUUAAAUUUAAGUGUUGCAUUAAGUGUAUUUUCUUAUACAAAAUUUUCAACUUAUAGAAAAGCUCCAUUUUCAAAAAAUUGGUGGAUUUGGUUAAUUGCUACUGGUGUUUCACUUUCUUGUGUUAUUUCAACUAAAUAUGUUGGUGUAUUUACUUUUGUAACCGUUGGAAUUGCUGUAAUUCAUGAAUUAUGGAUUUUAUUUGAUAUUAAAAAGGGUUUAACAUUAGGGGAAUUUUCAAAACAUUUCUUUAGUAGAUUCUUUGCAUUAAUUAUUUUACCAUUUACAAUUUAUUUAUUUUGGUUUUAUUUACAUUUUGCAAUUCUUACUAGAUCAGGUCCAGGUGAUGGAUUUAUGUCAGUAGCAUUUCAAGAAACUUUACUUGAAUCUCCAUUAGCUAAAUUUUCCAAACCAAUUCAAUUUUAUGAUACAAUUACAAUUAAACAUAAAGAUACUGAAGCUUUCUUACAUUCUCAUGAAUUUAAUUAUCCAUUACGUUAUGAAGAUGGUAGAGUUUCUUCUGCCAAACAACAAGUUACUUGUGUUCUUGAUGUGAAUGAUGAUAUAGGAUCAGAUGUUAAUAAUCAAUGGAUUAUUGAACCAACUGAUCCAAAUGGUAAAAAGGGUAUUGAUAUUUUUACAAAUGAUAUUGUAAGACUUAAACAUGUUGGAACAAAUGGUUAUUUAUUAGCUCAUGAUGUUGCAUCACCUUUAAAACCAACAAAUGAAGAAUUUAUUGUUAUUCAUGGUGAUGAUAUUAUUAAACAUUAUAAUCAAACAUUAUUUAGAUUAAGAGAUGCAGAAGGUGGAUCAACUAAAAAUAAAAAUAAAAGAAAAUUAAUUAAAACAAAGGCUUCACCAUUAAGAAUUCUUCAUGUUGAUACAGUUGUAGCAAUGUGGACUCAUAAUGAUGAAUUAUUACCAGGUUGGGGAUUUGGACAUCAAGAAGUUAGUGGUAAUAAAAAGAUUCCUGAUAGAGAUAAUGUUUGGGUAAUUGAUGAAAUUGUUGGAUUACCAGCUAGUGAUAAAAGAAAUAAAUUUAUUCCAAAAAAGGUUAAAACUAUGCCAUUUCUUAAAAAAUGGUGGGAAUUACAAGGAUUAAUGUUUCAUCAUAAUAAUAUUUUAUCAUCUGAACAUCCAUUUGCUUCUCAACCAAAUUCAUGGCCAUUAGCAUUAUCAGGUGUUUCAUUUUAUAAUGAUAAUGAAGGUAGAAAACAAAUUUUCUUUACUGGUAAUAUUAUUGGUUAUUGGAUAGAAGUUGCAUGUCUUGCAAUUUAUGUUGGAUUAUUAUUAGCUGAUCAAAUUACUCGUAGACGUGAUAUUUUAAUUUUAAGUGAUCCAGCAAGAUCAAGAUUAUAUAAUACAUUAGGAUUUUUAUUUAUUGGUUGGGGUUCACAUUAUUUCCCAUUCUUUUUAAUGAAUCGUCAAAAAUUCGUUCAUCAUUAUUUACCAGCACAUUUAAUUGCUGCAUUAUUUUCAGGUGCAUUAAUUGAAUUUAUUUGUUCAAAUAAUACAAGAAUUAAUGAUGGCUCACCAAAGGGAGUUAGAAAAAUUAAGAUUUCCAUUGUUGUUGCCCUUUUAUCAAGUGGUAUAAUUUGGUUUUUCUUUUAUUUCAGACCAUUAACUUAUGGUGAUGUUUCCUUAACUGUUGAAGAAGUCAAGGCCAGACAAUGGUUUGAUAUUAAGUUACAUUACGCCAAAUAA
Molecule: messenger RNA, 2250 nt
Organism: Scheffersomyces amazonensis
Lineage: Eukaryota; Fungi; Ascomycota; Pichiomycetes; Serinales; Debaryomycetaceae
Gene: PMT4
Product: dolichyl-phosphate-mannose-protein mannosyltransferase
Exons: 1
Coding region: 1-2250 (749 amino acids)
Biological process (GO): protein O-linked glycosylation via mannose
Cellular component (GO): membrane; endoplasmic reticulum
Molecular function (GO): dolichyl-phosphate-mannose-protein mannosyltransferase activity
Source: RefSeq, a predicted model, not a curated record